CGUUUAGUUUUUACGCAAUCUUUCACGUGAACACAUCACUAUUACAGACUUCUACUUUCUCAGCGUUUUGUGUUUCAAAUUUGUGUUCCUAUUAAACUCUUAUAGAAGAAGUUACUUAAAGUCCAUGCGACGAAAUGGAUAGACCGUUCUGAUGCACGUACCCCAGUAUCUGCCUACAACUCUCUCUCUCUCAUUUCGUCUACCAGAAAUAUUGGAUGGCAUAGAUUUUAGUGAAUCUACGCCUGAAACAAAUAUGGACAUGUACAUUGAAAAAGAUUUACAAAAAUCCCUAGUGAACAAUUUAACUCCAGGUGUUUGCUAUGUUUGUGGGAGCCCCAACAGCGCCACACACUUGCUCAGGACAAAGCCCAUCACAUCGGAACCUCACUUUCCCUUUUUGGAGCAUCAUGAGCCUCCAAUUGGUUGUGAACUGCCAAAAAGCAAUGGGACUGUGGUUGUGUGCUUUGUCUGUUACAGUUUCCUUCAUGCUCAGUGGGACUCGCAUGAAAGAAACAACACACCCCACUCCACCAGGCUUUACUGGCUCAAACGGGUAGACCAAGGUCCUUAUUCAGGGUCAGAUGGCCAGGUUGCUGAAGAAAGGCCAACCGAAGCUAGUCCCAUAUCAAGAACUCAAAAAGUUCAGGAAAAUGCCUCAACAGAAGUACAACGGGAUGUUUACCAUUCUCUUAAACGUCCGCGGUCUCGAUCGAGAGAUACGCAGCAAGAGCUCGUCGGUCCAACUCAUUCUAAAAUGGAACGAUUUUCUCCACAAGCCAAUAUCAGUGGAACGUAUGUAAACGAAAACAAGACCGAUAGAAAGCCAGAAAAGCUUGACCAUUCCGGUGAGGCGCUAGACUUACGCAGUUCGGCAUCAGUCAGCCGGGAACGGGACAAUGAACGGGCCCCAUCCCGAAGUUCAGUGCUGUCGCACGACAGCGGCCUUUCAGGUCAUUUAUUGAGCGAUGGAGGAUCUGGCGCUGUGGAAAUCCUGGAUUUAAGCAUGCCCGAUAAGAACGCCACUACCGAAGUGUGCUAUGUUUGCGGCGAUGAAUUUCAAAAAGGCCUUUUGUCGCACGUUUACGCCAAGCCCAUUCAACACAGCCCGUUUUUCCCCAGCUUGAUGCUUCACCCGCGUCCCAGCCGUUCCCGCCCUAUGGACUCCACGGGUCGCGUACAAGCUUGCGAGAUUUGCUCAAGCUAUUUGCUACAGCAGUGGCACACGCAUCAGUCACGAAGCACCCCUCACGCUGAACGUCAUUACCUGCUGCGGAAGAGACAGACCCCCGUAUACGAUACAACUACCUUUAUAUGUUAUGCUUGUGGUCUCGAAUAUCCAUCGUCUUCGUUGAGGCUCCUGUAUUGUCGACCCAACGCCGAAAACGAGCCAUAUUUCCCUUACCUGGAGAAUGUUAAAGCCCCUCCUGGCGCCAGUCCCAUUUCCCCACAAGGAAUGGUUCAAGUUUGCGCCAUAUGUUUUAAAGCAAUCCCUCAACGAGAUAAGGUCUUCAAUAGUGGUGAAUCUGGUCGAAUGAUUCAACCAGUGCUGCCGGAUCGGCGACCCAGUCCGACAGAAACCGAACUAGCCCCUGAACUGUUUUGCUACGUGUGCCACCGAAUUAGUUCGACCACUUCUAUGAAGCUUUUGUGUUGCUAUCCGGAUCGCCGGAAUGCGUCCCCUCCGCGCAUCAUGCAUUUUCCCUUUUUGAAGACGCUACCAAUGCCUCCUGGCCCAGCCUACUUCGACAGCAAUAAUCGGACUCUGGUUUGUGCCGACUGUUUCUCCCAUUUUAGUCAUCAGUGGCAUAUUUUUGAGAACGAUGGAUUGGCUUUGGAAUUACGCCACUACACACUUCCUUCUGCUGUUCAUCGUCCUUCCUUACUGGCGCCUCCGCCACGGUUAGAAACCCGUCCCAUUUCACCCUCGCGUACUGACUCAGCAUUGCACGUUUCUGCCUCGAAAAUUUCAACCCAGUCACAACCGGUAUCUCCCGGUUUGCGUCAAAAUUUUAUGUCGCGUAACCGACCCGUUCGGCCCACUACACCCAAUGCCGAACGGCGACCGCCCAGUUCUAACCGGAAUUCUCCUGCUAACCCUUCACCGGCUCCCCUGCCAACCGUUGGCAAUGACGCACAUCAAAAUCCGGCCGAAUCGUCCAUCUAUUGUUAUCUGUGUGGACUCAAUUCAACUCGAUCUUUUGCCCACUGGCUGCCUUCGGCCCCAUCGCCUACUGAUCCGGCUGCUCCUUAUUUCCCUUACGUUUUGAAUUAUUCGGCCAGCUCACGGGCAGAAGGAUUACGCGAAGACAGGGCCGCACUCGUUUGCACCUUUUGCUACCACAUGGUUCAUUCACAAUGGAAGCAGUACGAGGACGCCCCUGCCAGUAAGACGCUUCAGCCGUUGACCCGAGUGUACAACACCAACGAUUACGCCUGUUACGUUUGUGGCAUAGCUACCUAUCGAAAAAGAGUUCGCGCGCUGCCCGUCAAGGAUUUCCCGUUUUUAAAACAUCAUCGCCAGCCUCGGCAUAGUCUUUCGAUUGAAAAUGGGCAGUUUGUGGUCGUAUGUUUGGAUUGUUUCGAAUCGUUACGAACCCAAUCUCUGGAAUACGAGCGUUGGGGAUUACCAGUCGAAAAGCGCCAAUACAACUGGAUGGCAAUACCUCCUCCACCUGAGGAUAGCAAUAAUCUGUCGACACCACUAGAAAGGCUGCUGGCAAUGGAACAGCAAAAACGGAACAAGGAACAAGUAUCUGGUUUACCUUCUAAACCGCGACCGUCGGUACGCGGUCAAACUGCCGAGCCAUCUAGCGGUGAAAUACUAAACACUGCACCUACGCAAUGCAGCACUUCUUCCGCUACUGCGAUGCCCGAGAAACCGUAAGGACAAUUACCGGCGCCCCACUUCUAUAUUAAUUACAAAAUAUUCACCGCAUUUUUUCAAUCGAACCAUACUUGUUGUCGUUUGUUGUGCAAAGUGUCAGUUGUGCGUGUAAGAAGAAAAAUGGUUUUCCAAAUCGAACGAAAAUUUGAGAACAACAAAUAUACGUUGUUGGAUCUUAAAA
Daphnia carinata is the source of this 3065-nucleotide messenger RNA. RefSeq lists its product as uncharacterized. Lineage: Eukaryota; Metazoa; Arthropoda; Branchiopoda; Diplostraca; Daphniidae. The coding region runs from base 152 to 2884 and encodes 910 amino acids. The transcript is spliced from 6 exons. The record is from RefSeq and is a predicted model, not a curated record.